Molecule: messenger RNA, 1384 nt
Organism: Symbiodinium pilosum
Lineage: Eukaryota; Dinophyceae; Suessiales; Symbiodiniaceae
Source: the annotation of a GenBank genome assembly
GUAUGCGUCGGACGAGCUCUGCGCAGAUGAGCAGGUCGUGCUGGCUGCAGUGGAGCAAGAUGGCAAUGCAAUGCGCUAUGCCUCUCCUUCCUUGAAAGCGGACCCAGUCUUUGCGUUGGAAGCUGUGCGGAAGAGUAGCGAGGCGAUCCUCUACGUGUCGAGAGAGCUUCGCCAGGACAAGCAGUUCACGCUUCAAGCCGCCUUGAGUGGCUGUUCCAGAGAUCUUUUAGAUCCUAGACUUCGCGUUUGGCUGGAGCAGCGGGACGAGCUGCUGGCACGGAUGCGGGCGGCCAUAGACGGACAGGAUGUUUUCGGGGUGCGUGAGGUCAUCAAGGAUGGGGAGGAGCAUGGCCUUUCGGACGAAGACCUCUUGGAGCCCCGCCGAGCGCUAAAGAAGCUGAUCAAGUACAGUGAAGUCGGCAGCCUGUGGGAGCCACUACGUCGACGCGAAGGCGAUCGCGAGCCGCCCAUCGUCCUCAUCCGAGGCUCCUGGCUGGCCAAAUUGGCCAAAGAAGGCGGUCGCCUGCCACGACGUCAAGAGCUCCCUCCCGAGGCAAUUUGGGACUGCGAUGAGCUGGAGAGAGAUGCUGAGGAGUUCGACAAGGGGCGCCAUCGGCUCGCCACGCGUGUCGUGGCAAUCUCGUACUGCUGGCUACGGUGCGAACACCCAGAUCCAUGUGGCACGCAGCUGGCAGCAGCAGGUGCUUUAGCCAGCAGCUGCCUUGAGGAGCUGGGCGACGGUGUCGACCUGGCGAUCUUCUUGGAUUACUGCAGCCUCUUUCAGGAGCCCCGCACUGAGAUGGAGAACGAAGUUUUUCAGGAAAGCUUGCAGCAUGUUGCCAUUUGGUAUGCGCACAAGAAGACGCAGGUUUGGGUGCUCACCGUGACGCCCGAAACCUGCGGACUGCCGGUGGAGCUGGGUGGAACUGAAGUCGUGGAGCUACCGGUGCUACCCUAUGAUGUACGGGGCUGGCCCAACUUCGAGCGUAACGUGGCCGAGCUUCUUGCUUGCGAGGGUGGAGCCGGCCAGUCCAUACUUCUGAUCAAUGAGGGAGCGCUGGAGCAGCUCCUGCAGCCGGAUCGGAUGCCAUGGCCCGAAGUGCUGGAUGCUUUCAAGGCCAACCAGGAGCCCCCAAAGGUGCCGGACGCCUUCUGCGACCUGUUAGCGACAAAGACGUUCACUGCAUCAGAGGAUCUGAAGAUGCUGCAGGCGGCAGGCAAGGGUGGCCCGGCGGGCUGCUGGAGCCGGGGCCGGUCAGACGCGGUGGGGGUGGGCGGCGUGGGGGCCGGGGCUGGGCGAGCCGCGGCCGGGGAGGCCGGUCCAGGGCCAAACUACAACGACCAUGCUUGCUUCUGGAAGGCUAAAGGAACCAUGACGCUGUAA